UUCAUCACUUGAAUACUUAGAAAUUAGCAAAUAUGGCUGUGUGGAAGAUUUCAGCUUUCGUGGCCUGUGUGAUGGGGCUAGCUCUGGUGCUUCCUUCCCAUGCACAAAACUCUCCUCAAGACUACCUUAAUGUACACAAUGCAGCUCGUUCAGCAAUCUUGGGUGCCAACAUACCAGCUCUAAAAUAUGACACCAUAUUAGAAACAGAAGUCCGAUUGUAUCUCACUACAUUGCUUGGCGUGUGCAAUCCAAAUGUUGAUUUUUCAUUGAAUGGGAUCAAUGUCAUAGUGAAAGCAAAUGCAUUGACAGGGCUCGAAGCUGUGAGUGCUUGGGUUAGUGAGGGAAUCUUUUAUAACUACAUCACCAAUCUUUGCAUUGGAGGAGUUUGCAAACAUUAUACUCAAGUGAUUUGGAAGAGCUCGGUUAACGUAGGAUGUUUCAGGACUCAGUGCCUUAACAAUUUGAAUCUUUGGAUUGUUGGUUGCCAGUAUAGUCCACCUGGCAACAUCCCUGGACAACGCCCUUAUUAAGCUCGGAAAAUACUUAAUUAUUAUGUAUUGUUAUGCUCCAUGAAUAAUAUUGCUUCUUUUCCCUCUU
Molecule: messenger RNA, 597 nt
Organism: Manihot esculenta (cassava)
Lineage: Eukaryota; Viridiplantae; Streptophyta; Magnoliopsida; Malpighiales; Euphorbiaceae
Product: pathogenesis-related leaf protein 6
Exons: 1
Coding region: 33-530 (165 amino acids)
Cellular component (GO): extracellular region
Source: RefSeq, a predicted model, not a curated record